AGUACCCAUUAGCAACUCAAUAUUCCCUUCAACACAAGCCAGCUUGCCACAUCCAGCAAGAAGAAUGGAGGAAAGCACCAGUGGAGGGUUUCUGAGCGUAAACACCUCAGCCUCGGGACUGGAGGUCACAACAACAAAUCCAAUGGACAAGACCAUCCCUGGAAGCUUCAACAGCAGGACCCUGAUCCCAAACGUGGCGAUCGUCCUCUUCGGGCUGGUUGGGCUUACGGGAAACGCCGUUGUGUUCUGGCUCCUGGGCUUCCGCUUGCGCAGGAACGCCUUCUCGGUCUACAUCCUGAACCUGGCCUUGGCUGACUUUCUCUUCCUCCUGUGUCACGAGAUAGACUCGGUGCUGCUGCUCUUCAGGUUUUCCUACCCCAACAUUAUCUUCCUCCCCUGCUUCAACACUGUGAUGAUGUUUCCCUACAUCGCGGGCCUGAGCAUGCUCAGCACCAUUAGCACGGAGCGCUGCCUCUCCGUGGUGUGCCCCAUCUGGUACCGCAUCCACCGCCCCAAGCACACCUCGGCUGUCGUGUGCGCCCUGAUUUGGGUCGUGUCUGGGCUGAUCAGCAUCCUCAACAGGUUUUACUGCGGCUUCUUGGAUACCAAAUAUGAGGGUGAGAAGCAGUGUCUGGCAUCCAAUUUUUUCACUGCCGCAUGCCUGAUUUUCUUGUUCGUGGUCCUCUUCCUGUCCAGCCUGGCCCUGCUGGCCAGGUUAUUUUGUGGAGCUGGACGGAUGAAGCUCACCAGGUUGUAUGCAACCAUUCUGCUCACCGUGCUGGUCUUCCUGCUCUGCGGCCUGCCUUUUGGCAUCCACUGGUUCCUGUUAAUCUGGAUUAAGAUUGAUUACGGCGUCUUUGCCUAUGGUCUCUAUCUGGGAUCACUUGUCCUGACUGCUGUCAACAGCUGUGCCAACCCCAUCAUUUACUUCUUCGUCGGCUCCUUCAGACAUCAGCUGAAGCACCAGACCCUCAGGUCGGUUCUGCAGAGGGCUCUGCAGGACACCCCCGAGGGGGAUGAAAAUGGAAGCAGCGUCCCUCAGGAGACUGUGGAUAUGUCGAGCAGCAGAGUAGAGCCCUGAGGAAGAGCCUGGACCCCAGAUGUGGCUUUGGAGCGAGCACUGCCUGCCACGCUUGACAGCCGUCCACUCUUCUCUCACACUAGUGACCUGAAAUGCCCCGGUGAUUCACCACCGUCUUCAACAGAUUGCAUUCACCUGGGUUCUCUUCUUUCCUCAGUAAAA
This is a messenger RNA of Nannospalax galili (Upper Galilee mountains blind mole rat), 1243 nucleotides long. Its product is annotated as mas-related G-protein coupled receptor member A-like. Gene Ontology annotation, molecular function: G protein-coupled receptor activity. NCBI's taxonomy places the organism in Eukaryota, Metazoa, Chordata, Mammalia, Rodentia, Spalacidae. The transcript has 2 exons. Bases 65 to 1081 code for a protein of 338 amino acids. The record is from RefSeq and is a predicted model, not a curated record. Gene Ontology annotation, cellular component: membrane. Gene Ontology annotation, biological process: G protein-coupled receptor signaling pathway.